Nerophis ophidion (straightnose pipefish) is the source of this 2610-nucleotide messenger RNA. RefSeq lists its product as uncharacterized. The record is from RefSeq and is a predicted model, not a curated record. The transcript has 3 exons. The coding region runs from base 1134 to 2366 and encodes 410 amino acids. Gene Ontology annotation, molecular function: zinc ion binding; nucleic acid binding. Lineage: Eukaryota; Metazoa; Chordata; Actinopteri; Syngnathiformes; Syngnathidae.
UUUGUCAGGUGCAAAAACAUUGUUUAAUUUUUUGGAAUUAAAUUAAAUUAAAGGAAUGUUUCUGCCAAUAUGGAGGAUUAUAUACUGUAUCCAAAAUGAAACACUUGUCACGGCUCGGACACACACAAGUGCGCAAUCUGUCGGGAGCCGCGCUGCGCGCGUCAUCCGGCGCGCAUCUACCCGCGCGCGCAAGUCACUCAAGCCGCGGCAGGCAGCUGCGCUCCAUCUAUAAUCAACGCAGCCGGCACUAAUGAAAGAGAGGACUACAAGAACCCCCGCCACCAGUGAUCCUUUGCCAGAACGUAGCAACUGUACCGUAAACUCGUCUCCAGCAUCCUAGUUGAAUUUUUGAUCCUGAUCUCUGUGUCUUUUUCCCCUGCGUUAAUUGUCGUGUCUUUCAUCACCCCGCAGCUCCCUGUGUGCGUUCCCGAGCCACGCUGUGUGUCGUGUGCUUUCUGGAUUCCCCUUGUCUUCCUCUGGCUUCCUGGUUUUCGACCCCUUGCUCGCCCCCGGACAAACGACGACUCUCUCCUGCCUCUCGACCACGCUUCCGCCUUGGACUUCCCUACCUGCCUUGCCCGCGCCUGACAGCUCAGCUCCUCUCAACACGCACCUCCAACACUUGCGGUAAAUAACACCUCCCGUUAAAUUCCACACAUAGUCUUGCACCUAUUUCAUCUUUGUUACAUACACAUCAGAUUUGACAUACACAUAUAUGUAGUCGAGCUAAAUUUCAUUUUUGGUAAUUUAUUCACAUCAUUUUAUUUCACAUCAUUUUCUGUUGUGAACUUCCCCAAAAGUGUCUGUCAUUGUAAAUAGGUUCCGCCCUAUUGUUUUCUAUUACAUACCUUUUUGUUUCCCUGGGGGGUGAUUUGGCGUUGCACCUGUGUGACCAGCUUCGGUGAGCACUGACUCCUGCAGCUGCAGCGCUGGGGACCAUGAAGGGGGGAGUAGACGAGCGAAAGAGCCAACUGCUGAAAAGCUGGAAAAAGACUGCAACAACAAAUGUCUGUAAAGAAAAUAAAACUGUGUCAAACCUGCAUCCCUAGACCGUGUGGUAGUGUUGGCCGAAGAACCCGGGAGAGACAAAGGAAACUUCCACAACUGGCGCCCAACUUGAACGGACCACGAGAAUGUCCACCUCAACACCCCUCGAGGCGCUCGGGCAAGUGCUGGCCGAGGUGUCGGCAGCGAGCCAGCAGCAGACAGAGCUGAUACAACGGCUAAUGGACAGAGCCUUGGUAGGAGCGGGAGCAAAAGCCGCCAUGCAGCGAAUGGGGGAGGCAGAAGACCCCCACACAUUUUUGGACAUCUUCGAAGCCACGGCGACCUCAUGCAGAUGGCCGGAGCUUGAAGAGUGGGGAGUGAAGCUACUGCCGCUUCUGGUGGGGGAGGCGCAGCGGGUGGCAUUGAGUCUCCCGGCAGCCGCCCGGAUGCAGUACGCUAACCUGCGCCACGCCAUCUUGGAUCGGGUUGGCAGCAGCCCGGAGGAUCACAAGAGGAAGUUCCGGGCGAUGAGGUUGGGCCAAGAGGACCGUCCUUUCGUCCUGGCGCAGCAACUGCGAGAUGCGGCAACCCGGGGGCUCCAGCCGAACGGGCAAGAUCCCAAAGUGGUUGAAAAAAUCCUGCUGGAGCGGUUUAUAGACGCCAUACCGCCCUGGACCGCCGCGUGGGUGAGGUAUCACCGCCCUGCCGAUGUAAAAGCUGCAGUGACACUGGCCGAGGACCACCUAGCGGUCCAGAGGGAAGCGACAAAAAAAACGGCCGAAAGGCCCAUCCCAGCACCGUGCCGACGACUCACGCCACCAGACGGAAUGGCACUGGAGCCGCGCCCUCACCUGGCCGGAGGAUCUGGAAGCAUGGAGCAGGUCCCCUCCUCGAACGAUCAACACAAAAGCACAUACACACACACCCAGUCACACACACAUACACAUCCAAAAAGGGGGGGAAAUUGUCUGUCUGCUUGUCCGUUUCAGGGUACCGGCGCUCUCCAGAGAGGGCUUCCCUCGCAGAUGGCGCCUCAAACACCCGGACAGGAGUGCUGGGGUUGCGGUCAACCCGGUCACGUUCGCCCGGAGUGCUCCUUGAUGGAGGUGGGGCAGGUGAUGCGGGUUGUCGGGGACCCAGCACCCGCCUCGAUCCGGGGGAGACGUACUGUGUCCCGUCUCUCGUCGACGUACGCCAAGGCCAAAAAGGACGGGCGAUUUUGCUGCAUUCUUGUGGAUUUUCUGAGACCCCUCAUCAACCUUCCAAACAAAUAUUCCCAUGAUGUAAUGAGCUGGAGAGAUGCGGGCAACAAAAACAACAGCGCACACGUACAGCACGAGUCAAUUGCCAAAGGUUUACGGCCGGGGCAAACCCUUUAAAUAUUUACCCACCUUAGCAAAACAGUCAGGGAUUAUCCUGUGUUGUCACAAACUCUCAUACUUUCCAUAUUCUCUGCAAACUUCAAUCCCAGCUAAGGAGAGGGAUCAGAUUAAAAUCUCUUUGUACAUAAACUAGCCAUUGACUCAGCGUCUUCCUGUCGGAAGGAGCAAUUAGUGCGCCUAGACAAAGAUCUCAGACAUGUUAAAUGGCUGAGAAUAAAUAAAUGUGCCUAUUGCUGUUUGA